CUCUUUAUGCGAUGAUGCAUCAAAGGCUUGGUCCGGCCAAGCAUGCUGGGAAGGCUGAGGAACCGUGGUUCUGCACCGUCCUUUCCACCAAGACAGAGCGCCCACCGCGAGCCAAGGCCCUGGAAUUUUUCGCUUCAUUACACCGGCGUCGUGGCAAACGCAAUCAAACAUGCACGAAAUUUGCAAACCUGACACACUGCGGGUCAUGCAGCUGUGGCAAACAGCCAUAGCAAACUUGUAGACACAGUAUGUAGACGGAAGAUAGCAAUACAACUCCUCCUGGUUGAGCAACCUACUGCUCAGCCUACAGCUCAGCCUGCCACUUCCAAUUACUUCUACAAUGAACACGCGCCGCACUUUCUAAUUGUUAUUUUGAGCAACAAAGAUGAACUUGAGAGUGUAGAGGACGUCCAGAAGGGUCACCGUUUCAAGACUACCGAUUCUCCGAUUCCCCGCACGCCGCAUUCAACUUUGACGGAGAGGCGGUCUCCGUGUUGCCUAGUGCUGCGCAAACCUAAGAGCAGCCCAAUAGUCAUGCCUGAGCGUGCAUCGGCCUCCCGCAAGAGCGCCCGAGUGGCGAGCGGUGCAGGGCCCCAAGCUGGGGCCGGCCAAAGCACUUCGCCUUCGCCGGCCGCCGACGGCUCCCGCGUGUGGCUUCCUGAGCUUGUGGAGCGCUACGCGCGGUUCCUGCCGCCCAACGAGGUGGCGCUGACGCUGCGGCUGGUGUGCCGCGCCACGGCGUCUCAGUUCCGCGGCGGACAGCACACCAUCAUCCGUUUGUCGCAGCCCUGCCCGCCAGCCGAGUUCGCGGCGCACUGGGGCGACGUGCGGUUGCUGCGGUUGCUGCCGCGGGAGCGGCGCCGGCAGCUGCUGCAGCUCACGGCGGCGGCGGGCGUGCUGGACAACCUACGGCUGCUGCUGGACCGGCAUGGGGCAGAGCAUUGUCGUGGAGGCCCGGACGUCCUUCAGGCAGCCGCCGAAGCAGGGCAGGUUGCCGUGUGCCACUGGCUGCACGGGCGGCUGUGGGGCGGCGGGGGCGCGGGCGGCGGAAUGGACCUGGCGAGCCACUAUGACCUGAUGCAGCAGGCGGGCAAGUCGGGCAGCCGCGAAACAUGCGAAUGGGCGCUGGCAGCCCGGCCGGUGCCGCCGCACAGCCGCGCCCACGUGAAGCUGCUGGCUGCCGGCGCACGUGGGGCCGUGGGCGCCGGACACACGGCCGUCAUGGAUUGGUUUCUGGGGCAGCUGCCGGAUGACCUGCGCCAGCCGCCAGCCGCGCCACCUCAGCAACAGCAGCAGCAGCAACAGGAGAACCAGGUGCCGCCUGCGGCGCCGGAGGAGGACGGGGAAGAGGAGGAUGCGCCAGCCGGACAGCAGGCGCCGCAGGCUGCUGCUGAUGGGAAUGGCGCCGGCGCCGGUGCUGGCGCGGCGCUGAUGGGGCAGGUGGCAGGCAUGGUGAUGAUGGCUGCUGACAUGGCGCAGGCGAUGGGGCUGGCGCAGAUGGCAGAAGCCUUCCAGGGCGCGGUGGCAGCAAUGGACGGCGCCGGGGCCGCCGCGGCGGCGGCAGCCGCAGGCGGGGCCGACGCCGUUGCCGCCGGGGUGGCGGCAGCCGCAGGCGGUGGCGGCGGAGCCGUUGCGGUACAGAGCCUGCGGGUCGAUGACAACGCGCCGUGGGAUGCGUGGCCGCGCCUGGACGCAACGGCGCUGCUGCGCCUGCCACAGCUGCUGGAAGCGGCGGCGGAGGGCGCACCCUGCGCAGACACACUGGAGCAGCUGCACAUGCGAUACCUGGACAAACCCGGCAGGGCCCUGGACACGGAGCAAUGCAAGCGGCUGGUGGUGGCGGCGGCGCGCUGCAAGGCGGCUGACUGGCGGGCGCGGUUGGAGCUGCUGGAGGCGAGGCGCUACCCGCGGCCGCCGCGCGCCUGCGCCGCGGCGGUGGGUGCGGCAGCGGGCGAGGAGGGCCUGGCGCGGCUGCGGUGGCUGUUGGGGCGCGGCUUUUCCCUGGAGCAGGACGUGGUGUCCAGCGCCGCCGAGGGCAACAACACGGCUGUGCUGUCGUACGUGCUGGGUGAGGGCCUGCACGUGGGCGGCAUCCACUUCAUUCUGGCCGCCGUCAUGGCCGCCCGCAGCGGCGCCCUGGACUGCCUGCGCCUGCUGCAGGACCACGCGGUGGCAGCCGCCGCCGCCGCAGCCGCAGCCGGAGCCGCCGCCGAAGGCGCCGCCGCAGCCGCAGCCGGAGCCGCAGCCGAAGGCGCCGCCGCCGCGGUCCAGGUGUCGUGGCACUUGGGCGCCGGUUUCGCCAGCGCCAUCGAGAGCGGACACGUGGAUGUGGUGGAGUGGAUGCUUGCCACCAUGCCGGCACAGCUGGACAUGGAGCACGCGCAGCAGGCGGCGGCGGCGGGCGGGCACAGGCAGCUCGUGACGCUGCUGGAGGGUCACGGCGUGCCGCUCAGCGAGCAGGCGUUCGUGGCGGCGGCGGAGGCGGGCGAUGAGGGCAUGAUGGAAUGGCUGGUGCGCGAGGCGGGCUGCCCCAUGGGCAACGACGGCAGCGCGUACGUGCAGGCGGCGUACCAGGGAGACGUGGCGGCCCUGGCGGCGCUGCGGCGGCUGGGCUGCCCCUGGCGCCACCGCACAUUUACACGGGCGGUGUAUGAUCCACGCAACAACGAUUGGGGCGCGGACAAGGAAGAGCUGCUGUGGCUGCUGGAGGCGGGCUGCCCGGUCAACUGGCGCCUGGCCAUUGCCGCGGCGGAGGAGCACAGGGACCGCGACCUGGCCGGCUGGCUGCGGCAGCAGGAGCUGCAGAGGUCCGCGUGGGCGCGUGGCCGCAGGCUGCGCCCGCGUGGAGGCCUCGGCGGCUCCGCCGCGGCUGGUACCCAAGAGGAGGAGUUGGAGGGAGAAGACGAGGAGGCGGGGGAGGCAUAGCUGCGCUAGGGGGCUGGCACGUUGCGCGGUAUAAUAAGCGCUGACCAGGCGUCGGUGCUGUAAGCAAGGCUGUUGAGUGUUGCGAAGCGAUCUACACGGUAUUGGUGCAUGCAUAUGUAUGAUGCAGGGACUGGCACGGCUGUUGUGUGUUGUAAAUUUGAUGUUCUAUACCUGUAUGAUGAGUGCAUAUGCACCAUUGCACGUGUUGGCGGUGUGUAGGGCCAUGGAGAAGCGGCAGGAAAAGUGGCACGCGCGGGGGUGUCGGAAAAAGGCCAUCCGCAGGCAAAAGGCCGUCACGCCAACGGCCGGCCAUCCCGGUCUGCAACUUUUAGACCUGAUCCCGGUCCAAGGCAUUUCGAGAGGUCCGCUAUGGCCAAACGCGGCCCAGCGCUGUCGUUACGGAGCAGCCACUCGAAGGAUUGCGUGUAAGCAUGCAGUCGG
This is a messenger RNA of Chlamydomonas reinhardtii, 3366 nucleotides long. RefSeq lists its product as uncharacterized. The record is from RefSeq and is a predicted model, not a curated record. Gene Ontology annotation, cellular component: cell periphery; endoplasmic reticulum; membrane. Gene Ontology annotation, biological process: ceramide biosynthetic process; sphingolipid catabolic process. Gene Ontology annotation, molecular function: glycerophospholipase activity. Lineage: Eukaryota; Viridiplantae; Chlorophyta; Chlorophyceae; Chlamydomonadales; Chlamydomonadaceae. The coding region runs from base 535 to 2925 and encodes 796 amino acids. The transcript is spliced from 6 exons.